UUAAUAUACAAUCUAUUAUGGUGAUGUCUUAUUGUACACCGGAAAUCACGUGUUCCUGUGUUCACAUCACUGCCGGUCGUAAAAACCAAACUACCAAGAUGGCGGAUAUUAAAUUUUUGGUCGACGACGACGACAACGCUGAGGAAGAGCAAGAAGACGACGGAUUGGAGGACGAAACUGACGAUAAUUCAAUGCUGGACAAAGAAAUCCCAGAAGAGCUCAUCUCUCCAUUGACAAAAAUGGAUCGCUACAUGAAUAGCGAAAUUAUUUUCAACAGACGCAUGGCUUCUAGAUGCGUCCUAGAGUGUUUGCGAUCUGUUAAGUCCGAUGAAGAAUGCUAUACUGUCUUACAGGCUAUGGUUCGUCUCUCUGAUGACAUAGAGGCUGCAGUUCGUAUUGAAGUAAUGGAACAAAUACCUCAUGUUGCAGUUUUAUGCGUGGAACAUAGAGGCUUACAUUUUGCCAUUUCACAAUAUAUUUUACCUGUUGUUGUGAGAUAUCUUACAGAUCCUAAUAACCAGGUACGCAAAACAAGUCAAGCUGCUCUGUUGUUGCUUUUGGAACAGGAUGUUAUUGAACGAGUUGAAAUUGAGCAGCAGAUAUGUCCUGUACUAAUCCAGUUAUGCAGCAUAGAUAGCACAGAUGACUUCAGAACUGAAGCUGUUACUUUAAUGAGCAAAAUGGCCCCUAUGGUUGGCAGAGAAAUCACAGAGAGAUAUUUUCUUGGUCAAUUUGAUAAUCUCUGUUCUGAUCCACUGUUUCAUGUUCGAAAAGUUUGUGCAGGUAAUUUUGGUGAAAUAUGUGAGGUCGUUGGAAAUGAACUUACUGAAAAACGUUUGCUUCCAGUUUUCAUAAAACUAUGUCAAGAUGGAGUGUGGGGUGUGAGGAAGGCAUGUGCUGAAUGCUUUAUGAAUGUAUCUACGGUUGCUUCAAGGGAAGUCAGAAAAAAUAGACUUGCGCCAUUGUUUAUCAAUUUGCUGGGAGACAAGUCACGUUGGGUUCAAAUGGCUGCUUACCAAAGCCUUGGUCCUUUUAUAUCAACAUUUGCAGAUCCUCGCAACUCUGGUUUUUAUGUUGAUCAGCAUGGAAAACUUUGCAAGUUUGUUAUUCCAGAUAAGUCUGAGGGAGAGAGCUCAUCAGAAGAAACGAUUGGUGAUGAGAAAAAGAAUGCAAAUGAUCUUAGUUUACUGACAGAAAGUAAUGGUAUUGAAGUAAAAACAACAGACUCUGGAUAUAUGUCACCUCCCGAAGCACAUCUCGAUGGAGAUCUUAAUGAAAAUCAAACAUUUGAUUCGCCAGUUGACACAGAAACUUGUAUUGACAUGAAACCAACCGAUGCAAUACUAGACACUUACAACUCAUUCAACUACUGGCGAACGCCAAUACCUUCAAUUUUUGAUAGUGAUGAAGAUGAAGAUGAUGAUGAUGAUAAUAUAUUUGAGGAUAGAAAUGGUGAUAUGACAAGUGGUGACUUGAAAUCAGAGAGCGAUGAUAUGAGUAGUGAUGAUUUGAAGAUGGAGGUUGAUGUUAAUAAUGACUUCUCUUUGGAUAAACCAAAUCAGACAUCAGAUGAUCUUCCUGCGGUAAACAAUCUUGGUUUAUUAGAUGUGGAUACUGACGAUAAUGCAAAGGAUCUCGUGUGUAUUGAAAAUGUUGAAGAUUCACCAGAACAAAUGCAGCCAUUACCUGCUGUUUCAAGUUUGAGAUUAAAUGAUGACUACCUACAACCUUACUCAUCAAACAUUUGUUUUGAUGAAGAUAGAAGUCAAUUAUCUAGUCCACCACAAUCUCCUUAUCAUGAACAGAAAGUGAUUCCUCAACCAUUACUUGACCAUUUUAUAUCAAUGACUGAACCAUCUAAAGCUCAAGCCAUUGAUACAGAUCUUGCUAAGCAUUGUGCAUUCAGUUUUCCUGCGGUUACACUAACUUUGGGUGCAAGAAAUUGGAAAUGUUUAAAAGACACAUACGAACAUCUUUCCUCAGAUAUGCAGUGGAAAGUUCGUCGCACUUUGGCAUUCUCCAUUCACGAACUUUCAGAAAUCUUGGGUGCACACAUCACUCGGAUGGAUCUCGUUCCCAUUUUCGACAAUUUCCUUAAGGAUUUGGAUGAGGUGCGGAUUGGCGUUUUGAAGAAUCUUGCAAGAUUUGUAAAGCUUCUUGCUCCCGACUUAAGAGCUAAUUAUUUAAAAAACUACACGGAUUUUCUUAGCACUGAUAACGCACGUAACUGGAGAUUUCGCUACGAAUUAGCAGAACAGUUAAUCAUGUUGGUUGAUGUCUAUCAAGGAGCUGAAGUGAGCGAAUUUAUUUGUCCUAUCGCCUUGUCACUUGGUGCUGAUCGCGUAGCUGAAGUGAGAUUGAUCUCUUAUAAAUUAGUCGGUAUAUUAUUACUCAAAUUAAACCCGGAGAAUAGUUCUGAAUUUAGAAAGAAAUUUAUAGAUGAAAUUGUUGAACAUUAUGCAUCAAGUGAGCAUUGGUUUAGAAGAUUAUCAUACUGUCAAUUAUGCGAGGUGCUGCUCGAAGAAGAUUUCAUCACAGCUGAGAAAUUUGCCAUCGACUUUCUACCGUAUCUUCUUUCGUACCAAACGGACGAGAUCGUCAACGUUAAACUUGCGUUAUCGCGGACCUUAACGCGUGCUGUUAUGGUUACAGAUUACUUUUGUCGCCCGGAAUGUAAAGAUAGUGAAAAAGUUUUGGAGGCUAUUGAACGUCUUCAAUCGGACAACGAUCGUGAUGUACGGUACUUCGCAGGCCGUGAUGAAGAGGUUCCCUAUGAAGGCCGACGAUAUAGCGAUGAUGAGAGAUACAUAAAACAUGCGACAAGCCAUGAAUCUCUUGAACAAAUUGGUCAGUCACCUUUGGAAGAUAAGUCGGCUGAAGAGCAGCUUAGAGCAAAGUUGUCGUCCGUAGAGACAAGCGAGACAAGGUUCCAGGAAGAUAUAGAUGCUGAACAAGUGGUAGAAGAAGAUGCUGGAUUGAAAACUGAAAAUGUUGAGGAAAUUGAUGGUCUUGAUGAACAAUUUGAUGAUCAAGAAGUAAAGAGUGAACCAGGUUGUGUCCUAAAUGAGGUUGUUAAGGAUGUAGUGGGAAAAUGUAAUGAAGAAAAACCUCAGGAUAUACAACAUUUGGUGGUGACAGAAGAAGGCCAGGAGAAAAAUAUGGUUGUUGGGCUGGAACUGUAAAGUAGAACAUCCUGAUGGCAGCAUCAAUAUUGUAGUUCAACCAUUGUGGUAUUCUAUCCCACAUUCAUGUUGUACCAUUCUCUGCUGAAGUAUAUUCAUCUAAAUGCUUACAAAUCUCUUACCUAGUGCUGUAAUUGGUGAAAUUUUCAUUCUUAAUCUAUCGUUCAAAAACAGACAAAAUUGAUGAACAGAAAGCAAUUGAUAUUUUAAACAUGGCAUUUUGUGAGAAAUGUUCCAACACUUAAUGAUGUACUAUUAGCACAGGCCAGCACUAUUAGCCAAUAAUACCACACAUAAAUUCAUUAUUGAUACACACUUUAUUAAGUAAAUGAAAAAUCUUUCACACUGAGGACAAAUGAUUAAUUUAUUCUACAUUUUCUUGCUGAAAGUACAUGAUUGUAAAAUAUGGAAAUUUAAGUAAAAUUACAUUACAUGUCUUAUGAGUUUUAA
This is a messenger RNA of Xenia sp. Carnegie-2017, 3632 nucleotides long. Its product is annotated as serine/threonine-protein phosphatase 4 regulatory subunit 1-like. NCBI's taxonomy places the organism in Eukaryota, Metazoa, Cnidaria, Anthozoa, Malacalcyonacea, Xeniidae. The transcript has 21 exons. The record is from RefSeq and is a predicted model, not a curated record. Gene Ontology annotation, biological process: protein dephosphorylation. Gene Ontology annotation, molecular function: protein phosphatase regulator activity; protein binding. The coding region runs from base 18 to 3182 and encodes 1054 amino acids.